Pipistrellus nathusii (Nathusius's pipistrelle) is the source of this 1524-nucleotide messenger RNA. The record is from the annotation of a GenBank genome assembly. NCBI's taxonomy places the organism in Eukaryota, Metazoa, Chordata, Mammalia, Chiroptera, Vespertilionidae.
AUGGCGAAGAGCCCUGGCGAGAACGGGCCGCGGUCGCCCGCGGCCGGGGGCAGCCUGUCGGGGACCCGCGAGAACCUGGCCCCGGGCCCCGACGCGGCCGCCACCGACGAGCUCAGCUCCCUCGGCUCCGACUCGGAGGCCAACGGCUUCGCUGAGCGCCGCAUCGACAAGUUCGGCUUCAUCGUGGGCGCGCAGGGCGCCGAGGGCGCGCUGGAGGAAGUCCCUCUGGAGGUGCUGAGGCAGAGGGAGUCCAAGUGGCUGGACAUGCUCAACAACUGGGACAAGUGGAUGGCCAAGAAGCACAAAAAGAUCCGUCUGCGGUGCCAGAAGGGCAUCCCCCCUUCUCUGCGGGGCCGUGCUUGGCAGUACCUGUCCGGAGGCAAGGUGAAGCUACAGCAGAACCCUGGGAAGUUUGACGAGCUGGAUAUGUCCCCUGGGGACUCCAAGUGGCUGGACGUGAUCGAGCGUGACCUGCACCGACAGUUCCCUUUCCACGAGAUGUUUGUGUCCCGGGGAGGGCACGGUCAGCAGGACCUGUUCCGUGUGCUGAAGGCCUACACGCUGUACCGACCUGAGGAGGGCUACUGCCAGGCCCAGGCCCCCAUUGCCGCUGUCCUGCUCAUGCACAUGCCUGCUGAGCAAGCAUUCUGGUGCCUGGUGCAGAUCUGUGAGAAGUACCUUCCCGGCUACUACAGCGAGAAACUGGAGGCAAUCCAGCUGGAUGGGGAGAUCCUCUUCUCGCUGCUGCAGAAGGUGUCGCCUGUGGCCCAUAAGCACCUCAGCCGGCAGAAGAUCGACCCCCUGCUCUACAUGACAGAGUGGUUCAUGUGUGCCUUCGCCCGCACCCUGCCCUGGAGCUCUGUGCUGCGCGUCUGGGACAUGUUCUUCUGCGAAGGAGUCAAGAUCAUCUUUCGGGUGGGCCUGGUGCUGCUGAAGCACGCGCUGGGAUCCCCGGAGAAGCUCAAGGCCUGCCAGGGCCAGUACGAGACUAUCGAGCGGCUGCGAAGCCUCAGCCCCAAGAUCAUGCAGGAGGCCUUCCUGGUCCAGGAGGUGAUCGAGUUGCCAGUGACGGAGCGCCAGAUUGAGCGUGAGCACCUCAUCCAACUGCGGCGCUGGCAGGAGACGCGUGGUGAACUGCAGUGCUGCUCGCCACCCAGACUGCAUGGUGCCAAGGCCAUCCUGGAGGCAGAACCAGGCCGGCCCACCCUGCAGCCAUCACCGUCCAUCCGUCUGCCCCCGGACGCCCCGCUCCCUGGCUCCAAAAGCAAGCCCAAGCCGCCCAAGCAGGUUCCGAAGGAGCAGCAGAAGCAGCAGAAGGCGAGUGGGCAGCUGGACAAGACCCCAACGCCAGGGCAAGCCAAGGUGGCGAUUGCUGGCGGAGAUGCAUGUCCUCCACAGGAAGUGCCCCCAAAGGACCCAGUCCACCAGGACCCAGCCCCUCAGGACUCAGCUCCCCCGGUUUCAGCCCACCACUGCUCCCAGGAGAGCCUGGUGUCCCAGGAGAGUGAGGACACCUACUUGUAA